Ilex paraguariensis (yerba mate) is the source of this 2145-nucleotide messenger RNA. NCBI's taxonomy places the organism in Eukaryota, Viridiplantae, Streptophyta, Magnoliopsida, Aquifoliales, Aquifoliaceae. The record is from the annotation of a GenBank genome assembly.
AUGGAAAUUCUUGAUGUUAACACAAACACCAUUUCUGGUCCAGUCCCCUUAGAUCUAGGUCAAAGAAUGACAAAUCUUAGGUGGAUUAAUCUCGGUUACAAUAGUUUAGGCACUGGGGGUGCUGGUGACUUGAGGUUUAUAGAUUCCUUAACUAAUUGUACCGAGCUACAAAACCUUGCCAUAUAUGCAAACGGUUUUGGUGGUGUUCUACCCGAUGCCAUCGUCAAUCUUUCAACCCAGCUCAACCAGUUUUUAGCUGGGGGGAAUCAGUUUGUUGGCAGCAUCCCCUCCAGCAUUACUAAUUUUGUUAACCUAGCGACCCUUGGUUUAGAAUCCAAUUAUUUCUCGGGAACCAUUCUUUUUGACAUUGGAAAGCUCAAAGACUUGCAAAUACUAAGUUUAGGUACAAAUGAACUGUCUGGUGCCAUCCCAUCAUCGAUUGGAAAUCUUACUCGAUUAUUCGAACUGAGUCUAGAAGAGAAUAACUUCACAGGAAGCAUUCAUUGGAGUAUUGAUAACAUCACCGGUUUGCAAAGUGUGAAUCUUUCUUAUAAUAGCUUUGUCGGCUCUAUACCCAAAGCAAUUGGUGGCUUAUCCUCUUUAAGUUCCCUUAACUUAGCUCAUAACUCAUUUAUUGACGCACUACCAGAGGAAAUUGGUAAAUUGCAAAAUCUAGAGGUUCUAGAUCUUUCAGAGAAUAAGUGGUCCGGAGGAAUGCCUAAUAACCUUGGUCAUUGUUUGAGAUUGGAACAGCUUUAUCUGGAAGAUAAUACGUUUCAGGGACAAAUUCCAUCCUCUUUUAGUUCCCUAAAAGGAAUUGUAGAUUUGGACCUCUCUCGUAAUAACUUGUCUGGCCAAAUUCCUGUAGAUCUGGAGAAACUAAUGCUUUUGAAGAAUCUCAAUUUGUCAUUCAAUAACUUACAAGGUGAGGUUCCAUCAGAAGGCGUGUUCAAAAACAUAAGCAUAGUUUCACUUCAAGGAAAUUUGGAGCUUUGUGGAGGGAUUCCAGAGCUGCGGUUGUCUGCUUGCCCACUUCAGAAAACUGCCAAUGAGAGACAUAAUCUUGCUUUUAGAUUUGAAAUCAUAGCUCCUGUUGUAGUGGUAUCUAUAACAUUGGCGGCUCUUUUGGUUUUUCUUUACAGGAAAAGAAAAUCCGAAAAGACCUUCAAUUCCCAGUCAUCAGUCGAAGAAGAGUUUCUGAGGGUUUCUUACAAUGAUCUCCUUAAAGCUACUGAUGGAUUUUCUUUGACCAACUUGAUCGGUAAUGGAAGCUUUGGCACUGUCUAUAAAGGAAUUCUCCACCAGGAUGAGAAACUUGUGGCAGUGAAGGGGCUUAAUCUUGAGCAACUAGGGGCUUCCAAGAGCUUCAUUGCUGAAUGUGAAGCCCUAAGGAACACUAGACACCGAAAAAAUCUUCUCAAGCUAAUAACUGCAUGUUCGAGUGUAGACCACGAAGGUAAUGACUUUAAAGCUCUAGUCUUUGAGUUCAUGCCUAAUCGCAGUCUUGAGGAUUGGUUGCAUCCACGUGGAGACGCAUCGUCACAAUCAAGGAAUUUGAGCCUCGCACAAAGGUUAAGCAUAGCAAUCGAUGUUGCCUCUGCAUUGUAUUAUCUACACAAUAGUUGCGAAAGACCAAUUAUUCAUAGUGAUCUAAAGCCAAGUAAUGUUCUUCUUAACGAAGACAUGACUGCUAAUGUGGGAGAUUUUAGAUUGGUCAAGUUCCUUGCAAUAAGUGGCACUCAGAUUAACAGAGGACAUACUGAGUCAACUGUAAUAAAGGGUUCUAUAGGAUAUAUAGCUCCAGAGUAUGCCCUAGGAAGAAAGAGAUCCAAGGCAGGGGAUGUUUACAGUUAUGGGAUACUCUUAUUAGAGAUGCUAACAGGAAAGGGGCCUACAGAUGAUAUGUUUGUAAACGGUCUUUCCCUUUAUGAGUUCUCUAAAAGGGCACUGCCUGAGCAGGUGAUGGAGAUCGUGGAUCCACGUCUGUUGUUAGAAGAAUCUAAUGUAGCAGUAAACAAUACUGAGAAUCAAGAAGUUAGAGAAGCUAAACAGAGGGAAUGUUUGAUUUCCCUAGUAAGGAUUGGGGUUGCAUGCUCUGCAGAAUCACCUGGUGAACGAAUGGACAUCAAAGAUGCACUUAAAUAA